CCAUACCACGAUCUUUCAUCACGUGGUACGUUUUACGAUUUAUCCUCAUCCAAUUUCACUGGAAUUCCGCAGCCUAGUCUCUCGAACCCCAGAGCUCGCCCUCGUUCAGCGCUGCGCAUCACAUUCCUCGCAGCAGAAUGUGCUCUCACACAUUGAUGCCACGGAUCCAUCUAAGGGUUUUGCUUUCGUUUUAAGUUCACCUGGUCUGAUGUGUUCCUCUAUAGUGUCAUUUGGGAGAGGAUGUUGCUUCUCAUUUACGCAACUUUGCUUGGAAUUUUCCUCAAAACAGGCUAUGCUCUCCAGAUCCAAUGUUACCAGUGCGAGGAGGUGAAAAACAAUGAAUGCUCCACGCCGGAGUUCAUUGUCAACUGCACGGUCAACGUGCAGGACAUGUGUCAGAAGGAGGUACUGGUGAAGAAGGAUGGCAUAUUUUACCGCAAGUCCUGUGCCUCGUCCGGGGCAUGCCUCAUAUCCUCGUCAGGCUACCAGCAGUUCUGCACUGGAAGGAUCAACUCUGUGUGCAUCUCCUGUUGUAACACACCGCUCUGCAAUGGGCCCCGGAAGAAGAACCGCCCGGUCCCGUCGGCCGCCACCUCUUCAUUUUCCUCCCUUCUUUUUCUUCUGGUCUCCCUCACGCUGGUCUCCCUCUCUCUGACAUAGACCGAGAGGCGUCCAUUUGUCCCCUGCUCUACCCGAAGAUAACACUAGAGUAUUAUGAGAGUACAUAUAGGCUACAGUACAUAACCGUACGUAGUGUAUUGGCCACAUCAGACUCUAGUGUCGUCUUUGAAGAGGAAUCCUAUACAUAAGAGACUAUCCCAGGAGGUUGGUGGCAACUUAAUUGGGGAGGACGAGCUCGUGGUAAUGGCUGGAUCAGAAUGAGUGGAAUGGUAUCAAAGACAUCAACCACAUGGUUUCCAGGUGUUUGAUGGCAUUCCAUUUGCUCCGUUCCGGCCAUUAUUAUGAGCCGUCCUCCCCUCAGCAGCCUCCUGUGGACUCUACAGCGUCAUCUUUGGAUCGGAUACUCAAGAGCUUAAGACACUUUGGAAGGAUCCCCUUUUAUAAUCCUGGUGUUUUGAGUUUUUGAGAACUGAAUGCUUUACCAUUGCCUCCUUUUUCUUCGUCCCUCCCUUGCCCUCCAAUCCCCCCUUGCUUACUCUGUAGGUUCCCUAUUGGGGGCAAUGGGCACUGACCUCAUCAACGUCGGUGUUCUCCUGUUUAUAGGAAGAUCGAACGCUUCAGAUCAAUACUCCUGAUGAUUAGGAGUCAGACGUGAUCAUAGUCAGUGAGUACUCAGCAGCCGUUUAGCUGUGAGAAUUGUGUUAACUCAUCAUGGAUCUGAGUGUAGAGAUGGUACUGACAGUUGAGGACAUUGAGCAGUUAGUUGUAGGGAUUUUGGAGAUAUAUUUAGAUGGCUGCAUCAUUUACUACUAGUACAAGUUCUUGUUACAGUAAGUACUAACUGCAGGAUCUCAUGUCUUAUAUCAUUUGUAAGUAAAGAUGUGUGAUCUUAAUUUGACCAGUUUCUCACAGCAGGAACAUAUUCCUACAGCAACAAAUCCUACAGAAAUGUGAAUUAUUGUGUGGGUUAUAAUUAAUGGACAUUUACGUAAGGGUUGAUACAUUUUUUGUUUGGGCAAACCAACAUUUUAAAGUGGAAAAUACAACUCUAGAAGCCUUUAAAAACCUUGAAUAUACUACAAGUUUGCUUUUCCUGCUGUGCAGAAAAUUUCCUGCAAAAACAGGGUGAUCAAAUUAAGAUCCUACAUCUGUAUAUACCCAAUUACUUUCUUGGACUUCACAUAUUGCUGAAAGACACAAGGGAUUUGUUCUUAAACGUUAUAUAAAUUGACAUACACUACUGUUCAAAAGUUUGGUUCACUUAGAAAUGCCCUUGUUUUUUAAAGAAAAGCACAUUUUUUGUCCAUUAAAAUAACAUCAAAUUGAUCCGAAAUACAGUGUAGACAUUGUUAAUGUUGUAAAUGACUAUUGUAGCUGGAAAUAACAGAUUUUUUACGGAAUAUCUACAUAGGCGUGCAGAGGCCCAUUAUCAGCAACCAUCACUCCUGUGUUCCAAUGGCACAUUGUGUUAGCUAAUCCGAGUUUAUCAUUUUAAAAGGCUAAUUGGUCAUUAGAAAACCCUUUUGCAAUUAUGUUAGCACAGCUGGAAACUGUUGUGCUGAUUAAAGAAGCAAUUAAACUGGCCUUCUUUAGACUAGUUGAGUAUCUGGAGCAUCAGCAUUUGUGGGUUCGAUUACAGGCUUAAAAUGGGUAGAAACAAAUAACUUUCUUCUUGAAACUCAUCAGUCUAAAUGUGAUUUUCUUUCAAAAAACAAGGACAUUUCUACGUGAUCCCAAACUUUUGAACGGUAGCGUAUUCAAUAACCUGUUAUUAGCUGUAGUCAUUUACAGGAUGAUAAUAAUAGUCUGUAUCAACAUCCAGUUUCAACUUUAAAAACUUUUUUGGGGGUGUGGUUCUUCAAGUAUAUUUGAAGUCAUUCAACAGUCCUUAUAGUAUAUCUCCGCUUUUUAGUUGUAGAGCUUAUGCAGUUCCGUUAUUCAUAACUGAUUCACAAGUUCACAUUAAGGACAUUUCAUUGCAGGGAUGCAUAUUAUACCAUUUUCUGUACAGACAUGAGAUAUGUGGCUGUCAUUGCGGGAAGGUCAGAUUAUAAGUAUUGGUUAUUGUAGCUACCUGCUAAAACUGCUUAGAGGAGCUUUUUAGUGUAGUUGCUCAUCUGGAACUAUUGACGAUGUUCUAUAAUGCUCAUUCAGCAGCAUACACCCUUUGGCACACAGUGACUCACGGAACGCUCACCACGCGCAGCGUGUUGUGGAAUGGAUCCCUUAGCUAUAAGUGGAGAGGCAUAGUUGAUGGAUGCAUUUACUCAACAAUGCAUCAUGUACAAAUAUUGCUCAUACUUUUAUGUCUUACUGAAAUCAUAUUCUCUCUCUUUCUAUUGAUGUUUCCUAUCUGAUGGAUUGUCACUUGAAAGUACCAGAGAGCGCACAAACACAACUACAAUAUUUUGGAUUGUGUAAAAUGAUCCACAUGAACCAUUGGAGUGAGCGACUGGUCGAAAUGUUUCUAUUGACCCCUGAAACUGACGUCACUCACGUAUAUCAGAGUGUAUAUGACUACUGAAGGUUGAAGUGACAAUGUGGAGUUAAUUUGACAAAAGGGUACAGACAACAGUGCAGUAGGAAAUACAUGACGGGGUGUUUAUUUAUGUUGGCUAGUGUUUCUUUCUUGGUUCUUGUGCCAUGGGCUUUUGCCAGUCAUAGUCAGUAUUAGCUUAGCAGUAGCUUUACAGUCAUCUACUUUGUCUUUCUUUUCAGCUGAUUCUAUUGUCAAUUGAUGAGUUAUUUAUUCUGCUGAAAAGGCAGCACAGAGACUGAAGGGAAGACCAUUCUUUUUUGAAAUACAGCAUAUAUGAAAUGUAAAUAGAUUUCAGAAACAUAUCUAAUAACUUACUCUCAUUACUCCAAUACAAUUGUAUUUGAUUUGAUUUAUUCAUUGGCCAUUGUAAUUAUUGAAAGGCUUUGCAAAGAGAUUAAUGUAAGAAGUAUGUCAUGAUGCAUCCUUUAAAUUAAAAGAUAGUGGAUAAAAUUAAACGAUAAUGAUACAGCGUUUUUUCCUUAUUUGAUGUUUAUCUUGAAUGUGUCAGGCAAUGAAUUAACAGGUAGACAUGUUUAACAGAAUUGGGGUAUUAUGGGUAAUUUUUUGGAUGGUCUCCCUUAAUUGGUCUUCUGUGAAGAGUGAUUGUAUAUUCUGCCCAUGUGAAAUGCAAAUAAAGAGUUGUGACCAAAAACAGUGCUUCUGAAA
This is a messenger RNA of Oncorhynchus keta (chum salmon), 3826 nucleotides long. Its product is annotated as ly6/PLAUR domain-containing protein 1-like. The record is from RefSeq and is a predicted model, not a curated record. Lineage: Eukaryota; Metazoa; Chordata; Actinopteri; Salmoniformes; Salmonidae. The transcript is spliced from 3 exons. Bases 241 to 660 code for a protein of 139 amino acids. Gene Ontology annotation, biological process: acetylcholine receptor signaling pathway. Gene Ontology annotation, molecular function: acetylcholine receptor inhibitor activity.